AGAUGUUUCCCCACCUGCAGACGGCGAUGACCCCCAAGCCCGCCGGACCCCCGGACGGGGGUUGGGGCUGGAUAGUGGCGGCCUCAGUCUUCGCGGUGAACGGGCUCUCCUACGGGCUCUUACGCUCCUUGGGCCUGGCCCUCCCUGACCUCGCCGAGCACUUUGACCGAAGCGCCCAGGACACUGCGUGGGUCAGCGCCUUGGCCCUGGCCGUGCAGCAGGCAGCCAGCCCCGUGGGCAGCGCCCUGAGCACACGCUGGGGGGCGCGCCCCGUGGUGAUGGUUGGGGGCGUCCUCACCUCGCUCGGCUUCGUCUUCUCGGCAUUCGCCCGCAGUCUGCUGCACCUCUAUCUCGGCCUGGGCCUCCUCGCUGGCUCCGGCUGGGCCCUGGUGUUCGCCCCUGCCCUCGGGACCCUCUCCCGUUACUUCUCCCGCCGUCGAGUCUUGGCGGUGGGGCUGGCACUCACGGGCAACGGAGCCUCCUCGCUGCUCCUGGCGCCCGCCUUGCAGCUCUUCCUUGAUACUUUCGGCUGGCGGGGAGCCCUGCUCCUCCUUGGCGCUAUCACCCUCCACCUCACCCCUUGUGGCGCCCUGCUGCGACCCCUGGCCCUUCCUGGCGACUCCCCAGCCCCACCCCGCGGCCCCCUUGCUGCCCUCGGCCUGGGUCUGUUCACACGCCGGGCCUUCUCAGUCUUUGCUCUGGGCACGGCCCUGGUUGGGGGCGGGUACUUCGUCCCCUACGUGCACUUGGCCCCCCACGCUUUAGACCGGGGCCUGGGCGGGUACGGGGCAGCACUCGUGGUAGCCGUAGCUGCGGUGGGGGACGCGGGCGCCCGGCUGGUCUGCGGGUGGCUGGCGGACCAGGGCUGGGUGCCCCUCCCGCGCCUACUGGCCGUGUUCGGGGCUUUGACGGGGCUGGGGCUGCUGGCGGUGGGACUGGUGCCCGUGGUGGGGAGCGAAGAGGGUUGGGGGGGCCCCCUGCUGGCCGCGGCUGGGGCCUAUGGGGUGAGCGCCGGGAGUUACGCCCCUCUGGUUUUCGGUGUGCUCCCGGGGCUAGUGGGCAUCGGAGGUGUGGUGCAGGCCACGGGGCUGGUGAUGAUGCUGAUGAGCUUUGGGGGGCUCCUGGGCCCUCCCCUGUCAGGUUACCUAAGGGAUGAGACAGGAGACUUCAGCGCUUCUUUCCUAGUGUGCGGCUCUUUCAUCCUCUCUGGCAGCUUCAUCUACAUGGGGCUGCCCCGGGCGCUGCCCUCUUGUCGUCCAGUCUCACCUCCAGCCACUCCUCCUCCUGAGAUGGGGGAGCUGCUCCCGGUUCCCCAGGUUGCCCUGCUCUCUCCUGGAGGCCCUCACUCCACCCUGGACACCACUUGUUGA
This is a messenger RNA of Cynocephalus volans (Philippine flying lemur), 1370 nucleotides long. It is a transcript of the gene SLC16A11, whose product is annotated as solute carrier family 16 member 11. Gene Ontology annotation, molecular function: monocarboxylic acid transmembrane transporter activity. The transcript is spliced from 4 exons. Gene Ontology annotation, biological process: monocarboxylic acid transport; transmembrane transport. The record is from RefSeq and is a predicted model, not a curated record. Lineage: Eukaryota; Metazoa; Chordata; Mammalia; Dermoptera; Cynocephalidae. Gene Ontology annotation, cellular component: plasma membrane. The coding region runs from base 3 to 1370 and encodes 455 amino acids.